GUCAACAAUCACUGUUUCCUGGUUGAAUGAGUAACAACAUUCCAUCCUUUACCUAACUAUAUAUACCUAUCUUUAUAUUCGCAGGAUAACCUGUUUCCUUGUGUAGCACUUACUUCUUAACAAAAUCUACCAAUAUUCAAAUACACUUUGAUUACCGUGUUGCAAGAUGCCUCCAACAAUCAUCUUGAUUAGGCAUGCACAAGCACUCCAUAAUGUGUCUAAUAACUAUGAGCUACAUGACCCGGCGUUGACCGGUCUUGGCUUCGGGACACAGUGUGAUGAAUUGGCUAGCCAUCUUGAGAAUGAAGUUCCAUUGGCUCGGGAAAUUGAUCUCAUUGUGGUGAGCCCCAUGAGACGGACUUUGCAAACAGCGCAGCAAGUUCUGGGCUGGUUGAUGAAGGGCGGUGUUCCCGUUAUACUUCGACCUGAAUGGCAGGAGAGCUCAAACAAGCCAUGUGAUACAGGAACUCCCAUCGAAAUUAUGGAGAAGGAAUGGCCACAAUUUGACUGGUCAGCUGUUGAUCCACUGUUUCCAGCAAAGUCUGGUCUGUAUGAGUAUUCGAAGGAUGCUCUGACAAGACGAGGAGUUGCCGCCAGGAAAUGGUUACAGCAACGCCCAGAGAAGGUUAUUGCUGUGGUUUCUCAUGCGGCGUUUCUCCGGACUUGCGUCAGCUUCAGGCAAUAUGCGAAUGCGGACUACCGAAUUUUUGACUUUGCUGAUGACGAUAGACAAGAAAGCGCCGAGCUUGUGGAACGGGAAGUCACCGAAUCCAACGGCGGAGGGUUAGGGAAGAGUGCAAAGGGAGUUUUUGGAAUGACCAUUAAUGAUUAUCCUAGUGAGAUUGAAAAGGGCAUUGGAGAAGCAACAACUGAGGUUCCAAAGUAGCUCGGGUGUGUAGGCUUAAGUUGAAGGAAGUUAUGCAUUGCUAAGAUGGUGUUGAAGAUCAAUCAUCCUCUGAAAUACCUGAUUCAUGCACACUUUAAAAGUAUGACUCUCUUCCAUGAUCUUAUACCCAAACAAAUUUCUUGUCCGAAAUAGGUCAUUCAAGCUACCAGCGCCCAAUUCUCCAACCGCAUCUAAACAAGGAAGUAUACCUAGCAUUCCUGGGAUGUCUAAAUCAUCUUUUGAGACCUUUCUUGUGUUCUGUUAUCAGCGCAGAUCAGAAGCCGUGACUCCUUCUUGUGACCUCCCUUUGCUUCUUUGUAUUCUCUUUCUGAUUUCUCUCCUCCCAGUAUAGAAAAUCAUUCUACUUA
Botrytis cinerea B05.10 is the source of this 1254-nucleotide messenger RNA. RefSeq lists its product as hypothetical. The coding region runs from base 167 to 886 and encodes 239 amino acids. Gene Ontology annotation, molecular function: phosphatase activity. Lineage: Eukaryota; Fungi; Ascomycota; Leotiomycetes; Helotiales; Sclerotiniaceae. The record is from RefSeq and is a predicted model, not a curated record. The transcript is spliced from 4 exons. Gene Ontology annotation, cellular component: cytoplasm.